AUGGCGGACGACAAGGUCGGCCAGACGGCCAGUGUGACCAUCAUGCUGAUGACCUUCAUCACGCUUACAGUGGUGAUGAGAACGUUUGUACGAAGCGUAUUGCUGAGGAGUGUUGGGUGGGAUGACACACUGGUGAUUAUAAGCUGGGUGCUGGCAAUGGCCCUUUGCAGUGCAAUACUUGCCAUGACUGGCGUCGGCUUGGGAGAACAUUUCCAGGAAGUGUCAAAAUCAGACUUUGCGGAGUUCCUAAAGUACCAAGUUGUCACGCAGCUGACUUACAUCUGGGCUUUUGUGACAGUCAAGAUGUCAUUCGCCGUGCUUUACCUUCGACUACUUCCCGACCAGCUUUACCAACGGAUAAACAAGUUUCUCAUUAUCUUGCUGCUAGCAGAGGGCAUUGAGGAAACAGCCGUUGUUAUCUUCAGAUGCAAUCCGAUCGACAGAGCCUGGACACCGUCCAGAGCAGGAACGUGUCUUGACUUGACCAUCUUUUACUAUUCUGCUUUCGUCAUCAAGCUGUUGACAGACUUGGUGCUCUUCAUUCAACCCAUCCCGACGAUCUGGAAGCUCCAACUGCCGAUGGCCAAGAGAUGCGGUGUUAUCUUCAUGCUGUCAUUGGGUUUACUUGUUUGCGUCAUUUCCGUCAUCAGAGUCAGUUACAUCAAUGCUUUCGACAAAGACGUCACCUUCUUGGUCGCGGACCCCCUGCUCUGGUCAGAAGUCGAAGUCUGCGCCCUCAUCAUCUGCUCCGGCGUCCCCUCCCUACGACCCCUGAUAUCCCGCUUCCCCGCAUUGAACAAGGCCCUCGGCCUGUCCACGGGCAAGUUCUCCAAGAACUACUACGCCGACCAACGGACGACGAUAGGCGGCUCGAAGCCGUACCUCGCACAGAAUGCGUACGCCCGCGCCGCGCAAAAACAAGGCUUCGGAAAGCUGUCCCAGAGCUCGAGCUCUUACGCAACAGCGAGCCGCAGCAACACGGAGAGCAUGGAGAAUAUCCUCCCGCUAGACCUCGGCAAGCCUUCUCUCACGCAAAGCGUCGAGAUGGGCAUUAUCAAAGUAAAGAACGACAUCAGGCAGGAGGUCAGGCCGGCGUCGCCGGACGUCAUAGACCCAUACUUCCCGGCCGGACGACCCAUGGUCCGACGGAAGAGUCGAGGCGAUAUUCGCAACGGCACCGGUUGGAUCUCGGACGACUGA
Messenger RNA from Colletotrichum karsti, 1200 nucleotides. RefSeq lists its product as uncharacterized. NCBI's taxonomy places the organism in Eukaryota, Fungi, Ascomycota, Sordariomycetes, Glomerellales, Glomerellaceae. The transcript is spliced from 8 exons. The coding region runs from base 1 to 1200 and encodes 399 amino acids. The record is from RefSeq and is a predicted model, not a curated record.